AUGGAAUACUGCAAGAAAUGUUCGCGCUGGUUCGUCAGCAUGGCUGCCCUCCAAGACCAUCAACAAAACUCAUCAAGACACGUUAGAACGAUCCCGUGUGAUGGGUGCAAUGCAUUCUUCCAUACGUGGAACGCAUUGCAGCAGCAUCGACUAGCCAAACACAACUACUGCGCUCCUUGUGAACGGCACUUCCGGAGCGCGCAAGGCCUCGCUAUGCACUUAGAUUCCCUCGCCCAUCGGCUGAGGAGAUUUGUGUGUCCAGGACGUCAUUGCAGCAGACGCUGUAAGUGUGCCGCGGGGCUGGUCGCGCACCUAGAGUCAGGUGCAUGCGCGUCCGGAAUGGAUCGCAGCAGUGUAAACAGCCUCGCUGUCGACAUCGACCAAUCGAACAUCAUCACAAAUCCCACGCGCCUUCUCAGCUACCAUGAUGGCGUUAUCACCACUGGUACUGUCAUCACGGCUUAUGCGACACCGCGCUCCUUCAAUGGCAGAUCCUUCGAGUGCUUCAUGUGCCACAGACAUUACCAGACGCUCGAGGGUCUCAAUGAGCACCUCGCGAGCCCAGCUCACGACGAGCAACUCUAUCGAUGUCCCCAGGCUCUGCAUGGCUGUGGCACAGAAUUCCGCACCCUCAGCGCUCUGUGCCAGCAUGUAGAGAGCGAGAAGUGUCGUAUUAGGAGGUUCAAUGCCCCAAUGCAAAAGGUCAUCGAAUCGAUGGCGAGCGCAUUGAAGGGGUUGAUCCUCUGA
Messenger RNA from Postia placenta MAD-698-R-SB12, 747 nucleotides. RefSeq lists its product as hypothetical. The transcript is spliced from 2 exons. Lineage: Eukaryota; Fungi; Basidiomycota; Agaricomycetes; Polyporales; Adustoporiaceae. The record is from RefSeq and is a predicted model, not a curated record. Bases 1 to 747 code for a protein of 248 amino acids. Gene Ontology annotation, cellular component: nucleus. Gene Ontology annotation, molecular function: DNA-binding transcription factor activity, RNA polymerase II-specific; RNA polymerase II transcription regulatory region sequence-specific DNA binding. Gene Ontology annotation, biological process: regulation of transcription by RNA polymerase II.